This is a messenger RNA of Didymosphaeria variabile, 2013 nucleotides long. RefSeq lists its product as uncharacterized. Bases 1 to 2013 code for a protein of 670 amino acids. The transcript has 3 exons. NCBI's taxonomy places the organism in Eukaryota, Fungi, Ascomycota, Dothideomycetes, Pleosporales, Didymosphaeriaceae. The record is from RefSeq and is a predicted model, not a curated record.
AUGAAGCCGACUUUGGCGUGGGAGCCUUACACCCAAAAGAUCAUCCUCCACUGCCUGAUUGUCACCACCCCGAUGCUAAUUUCCUCCCUCGUCAUCAUCUACAUCGUCUACGCAAACCUCAUUACCCCAACUUGCGCCUCCCAAGACCUAUGUCCAGCUUCUUCCCUUAACACCACAUCCAAAGCCUUCUACUAUAUCGACUUCUCAGCCGCACAGCUAGCGUUCGUGUCUUCAUGGUCGGCAACUGUCAGCUUUACUCUAGUGGGCUUUCUAAUGGCUUUUGCGUCGUACUCGAAUGCUUCUGCGCUGCUGAGAGCGAGUGAGACGGAGGAGCAAAAUAAUUUGCCGAGUCCGCAUCAGAUGAGUGUGUUGCUAAGGGUACUGAAUGCUGAGAUCAUGGUGUUGUGGGAUAUGGCAGCUGAGAAGGGGAAAAGGGUGUUUUGGAAGAAAGAGCGGGAGAAAGAAGGCGGGAAGCAUUCGUCCUCAAUUUUGAACACGAGUAUCAUGGUGUUGCUUGUUAGUAUUGUUGCGAGUCUUUUGGUUCAGGUCGCAGAUGUAUACUUCCACAUCGCUGCCGAAUCCGUCAACCUCAUCCAAGUCCAGCCACUUUCUCCCACUUCCCGCCAAUACAGCCGGCAGAUCGCACCAUGGUGCCUGGACAGACCUUCCAAUGGCCCUCUCGGACCCAAAAGCUUUUGGGGUUGCGCUAUCACCGCGCAGCCAGCGCCAAACAAUGACGCCACUUCGCUCGCCCCUACUAACACAACUACCAUCCAGGACAUGAAGAACACCGUCUCGGACCAACAUGAAACGCUGAACUUCACGAACUCGGAUGGUGUGCAGUUUGCUGUCAUUGGACCAGCGAAUGCGGAUUCGAACGAAGACUACAAAGCCACCAGCUUCGGCGUCUCAGCCACAUGUGCAGCCAUUGCUGAAGGCGGAUGCGAUGUUGCUUCACCAAUCACCAACGUGAAAGACGGAUCAGGCAGCCCCAUCCUACUAGUCCCCUUCACAUGCACUCAGAAUCGCUCCGGACUCUCCCUCACCGGCAACCUAACAAGCCACAACACCAAAACGCACAUGCUCAACUUCCACAAGUACGCUGCGGAAAGCCCGCCUUUCCUGACCAACUUCAUGGAAACUCCCAACGGCCUUUCUAACACGGAUAUCUUGGCAGCCAUCCAGAACGAGACCGCAGAUGAGAUAUUCCGCAACCCGUGGUCUGUCCUAGCGCUCAGGAAACUCCCCUUCGCGCAGCAAGCAGACUUUGAAAACUUACCUCCUGCGUUUCGAAAUGAUAGCAGGAUAUGGAAACACGAUGUCCUCGGUGCUUUCACGUUGAUGCUGUGCAACGUCACGGUCUGGGAUAUGACCUACGUCAAAUCAGGGGGGCGUGUUACUUCUCUCACUAAAGCGCCUAGCAAUGGGUCCACGGCCGGCAUGGCUAGUAUGCCCGGUACGCGCUUCAUCGGCACGCUGGCCAACGUCUUUCAGGAUCUGUCCACGGGGCCGGAAUCGAGGAGGUCGCCUUCGGCGUUCAUUCGCGCGUUUGAGAUCGGGAUGAGUAGCGCGUAUUCAUUCCCCCUUGCGUCGCAGCUGAGUAGCCGUGCGAGUCUCCUCGCGCAAGUGCGGAGCUCGAAGGUCGUCACGAGACUACCUGUUGCAGCGCUCUGGACGCUUGUGGUUGCCAACGUAGGAUUCGCGCUGUUAGGCCUGGGGUUAGCCAUCUGGGCUAUGAGACUUGCGAGUCCGGACGUGCAUCAGACGCAGAUGAGGUUGGGGGUAGCGGGGCUUGCGGCUGCGCUGUUUGACCGCGAGAAGUUCGAGCAGUCUGCUCGCGCGGAUGAUGGGCUUUUUUCUGAGAAGAGUGAGAAGAGGGGGCUUGAUGUUAAGAGGAUUGGUUUUAAGCGGACGGGGACGGGCGGGUCUACGUUUGCAGUUUAUGAUGCAGGGUCUAGGCUGGCUGAAGCAAAGGCGAUGCGGACGCGGUACUUCAGUAGUAUUGUGGGUUGA